UAGUUUUAUUUCCUCAAAGUCUUUCUUUGUGUUUCUUCUCUCCAUCCUCCGACUCUGUCUCCACCCACUACUCUCUCUCACUACUAACCGAGUCAUCAUGGGCAAGAACAACAAGGAGAACAAAGGAGAUGGCGGCGGCGGCGGCGAGAAGAAAACGGCGUCAGUCACCGUCGUUUUGAAGAUCGAUAUGCAUUGCGAAGGCUGCGCUUCAAAAAUCGUUAAAUGCGUUCGUACUUUUCAAGGCGUUGAGACUGUGAAGUCGGAAUCAGACUCCGGGAAAUUAACGGUGACCGGAGAUGUAGAUCCGGCGAAAAUCCGGGAGAAACUUGAAGAGAAGACAAAGAAGAAAGUUGAUUUGAUUUCUCCUCAGCCCAAAAAGGAGAAAGAGAAAGACAACAACAACAACAAGAAUGACACCAAGGACAAGACCAAAACCGAUGAAGACAAGAACAAAGAAAAAAAACCAGAGGAGAAGAAACCCAAAGAGGCUCCGGUGAUAACGGCGGUGUUGAAGGUGGACUUUCAUUGCCAAGGUUGUAUUGGGAAGAUCCAAAAGACUGUCACUAGAACCAAAGGUGUGAAUGGGCUAACAAUGGAUAGAGAGAAGCAUUUACUAACCGUGAAGGGAACAAUGGAUGUGAAGAAGCUCGCUGACACUUUGUCGGAGAAGCUGAAACGUAAGGUGGAGAUUGUGCCGGCGGAGAAGAAAGACAAAGAGAGUGGUAACGGGAAAGAGAAGGACUCUGGUGACAAGAAGAAAGGAGGAGAAGGCGGAGGAAAGGAGAAUAAUGGUGGUAACAAAGGCGGAGAAGGGGUGAAUGCGAUGGAGUAUGUGGCGGCUCAGCCUGCUUAUGGAGCAGCUUAUUAUCCGGGUGGGCCGUAUGGGUACCCGAUUCAAGCCCACGCGCCUCAGAUGUUUAGCGAUGAGAACGUGAAUGCUUGCGUUGUUAUGUGAGGCGGCGGUAGAAAAUUGUAUAUAUGCUAUAAUUUUGGGUAUUCGGAGAAAUACUAGUUUUAUUUUGUUUUUUAUUUAUGGGCGUUUCUAAUUUUUAAGUUUUUUUUCUUGAGUUAAUUAUGCAAAUAUUUUCUACAAUCAAGAAUAAUUUUUAAGAUUUUAUCCUUGGCUAGUUUCAGUUGGGAAUAUAUUAUGUUCACUUGAUAUAUUUCUUUUUACUCAUUAAU
Eruca vesicaria subsp. sativa (arugula) is the source of this 1182-nucleotide messenger RNA. NCBI's taxonomy places the organism in Eukaryota, Viridiplantae, Streptophyta, Magnoliopsida, Brassicales, Brassicaceae. The record is from the annotation of a GenBank genome assembly.